GUCAACUCUAAAUCAAAAUCGAGAAAUAAAUAAACCCAGACACUUGACCCGGCUAUUAAAGUAUUGAGUUUCAGUUUCCCAUCCUAUAAUUUUGUCCAAGGCCGAGUUCGUUGCAAUUCAGAUUAAAAAAAGAACCGAAGUUUUCCAUUCAAACUAAGAAAAACAAACAGCCCACGCCAUUGCCAGGAGUAACAGAGGAAGUUGCAGAAACUAACCGUAGCAAAAAGGAUUCUGGUACAUCCCUGCGACCCCACAUUCUCACAUAGGACAAAUAACACUCUCCAAGCAAUUCUAGUUUCUUGGAUACGCUGUGCUCAAGGCUUAUUGCUUGGACAGAACCAAAAAUUGGAGUCUUGCAGCGUAUAAGAACCGCCGUAGAGCAAUCUUUCAAUCGUAAAUAGUCAUUAUUUGUAAUUGCAUGUUAAAGUACUCAGCAUUUGCAGCAUAGCAACCACAAAGAUUAAAAUGGGAAGAGAUAUUUUCAGACCAUUCGGUCAGUUUCUGAAGGACAAGUUCAAUAUUGGAUGCAGUCAACCAAUAGAAUCUAGGAAUUUUAUACACAAAAGAUGUGAGUAAUCAUAAUAUUUCAUGAUCCACAUAUUCCUGAGACCUUGGACCAAUAAUUGUCGUGGACUUCUAAACAGUAUUGAAUGGCUACAAGGUCAAAACACAAGAGAGUGCUUACAGAUUCUGCAAUUCUAAUACCCAAUUGGGGUUCCCUUUCAUUUCCAAUGUCACCUUCUGGUUCCCCAUUGUUCUCUUGUGCUUCUCCGUUCAAGUGCUCAGGAUCGUCAGCUCAGUUUUCAUGCUCUUCUCCAAGGAAUCCAAUGCCUUUGAAGAAUUCAGAUGAACAAGUAGAAGAGUGGCUAGAAGCUAUGAGAUCCUCUUCACCUCCUCAAGUCAACUACCUAGACACACAAAAGCCAGUUGCAGGGAAUGUACUGAAUAAUGAGUGGCUUGUGAAACAUCCUUCAGCUUUGGAUGUAUUUGAAGACAUUACAAGCAUGGCACAAGGAAAACAACUAGUUGUGUUUUUGGACUAUGAUGGUACACUUUCACCGAUAGUUGAAAAUCCUGAUCAUGCAUAUAUGUCUGAUGAGAUGAGGAAUGCUCUAAGGAAUGUAGCCAAACAAUUUCCUACUGCAAUUAUCACAGGCAGAUGUAGGGACAAGGUAUUUGAGUUUGUGCAACUUCCUGAACUCUAUUAUGCCGGUAGUCAUGGAAUGGAUAUAAUGGGGCCAACAGAAAUUCAUAAUAGCAACAAAGAAGGCGACAAUAUCUAUGAAGAAAUAAAGAUACGGGGAAAGGCUGUUUCUUUUCAACCUGCUAGUGAAUAUCUUCCCUUAAUGGAUGAGGUUUGCAGGGUGCUGAAGGAGAGAGCAAGAUACUACACUGGUGCAAGGGUUGAGCAUAAUAAAUACUGUAUUACCGUACACUUUCGUUGUGUUAAAGAGGAAAUCUGGGGGGAUCUUGCUGAAGAAGUUCGUUCUGUACUUUACGCAUAUCCAGGUCUAAGUAUGACUCAGGGACGCAAGGUUUUAGAACUCCGUCCAUCCAUAGAAUGGGACAAGGGAAGAGCGUUAGAGUUUCUUCUUAAUGCUUUGGGAUUGGAAAAUGCUGAGAACGUUGUUCCACUCUAUAUUGGGGAUGAUCGUACUGAUGAAGAUGCUUUCAAUGUUCUCAAGAACAAGGGUUAUGGAUGUGGCAUCAUUGUGUCAGCUUUUGCCAAAGAAACAAGUGCUCUAUAUUCUCUCAGGAAUCCAUCCGAGGUAAUGGAAUUUUUAAAGCGUCUAGUAAGGUGGAAGCUGGAAGUAGUUGGAGGAUUAAGUGCAUGUACAUGUACAGAUCAAGUGGAAGGAUGACAUAUUCAGGGCACGCCAAUUUACAUGUCAAAGUUUGGCCAAGGAAAUUUGUUCUUUUUGUUUUUUCAGCCUUCAAAUAGUACAUGGAUAAAAUGAGCAUCAUGUUUUGAACCAGUGCUUCUGAAAGUUUCCUUGGGUAAUAAAUGUUUACCAAAAAUGUUGAGAAAAUUGGUUUCUCUAAAUUUAGGCUGUUUAAUGUUCUCUUCGACUUCUAUUUCAAUCAACUUAUGUAAAAGUAGAUUCAAAAUUCUUGUUUCUUAUUUUGUCCAUACCACACCUCUCCACACUCUGUUGGCCUUUCUAUCUGUGAGACUUUUGUUGUCUAAUCUGUUCACUCUUCCUGCUAUCCAUUAUUUUGUGGUAAUGACAAGCUUGAAUUCAGAUAUAAAUGUUUUACAACCACAAUGAAAUUAUUUAAUUCAAUUGAUUCUCUUUUUUUUAAAGAAUUGAACUUGUUAUGUCCUCAAGAGCACAAUUUUUAACAUUAUCCUGUUAAACAAAUCCACUUUUUUUGUUUUGCCCUUUGCUUCAUCUUAUAUCAUCUUUAUGUCCCAACUAAAGCUCUUUGGUAGGUUCUGUAGUUACCUGCCCACUUUGUCUAUCUUAUUAUUUGGUACUGCUUUCUCCCGCACACUUCUGUCACCUCUGAUCUAUUGAUUAGUGUUUCUAUCGUCUGAUGUGUUUUUCAAAUCACGAUGUAUACUUCAAUUCACCCUUUCCCCAAUGGCAUAGCUUUGUCACUUAAUUUUCAACAGAAUGGAAAUGCAAGGAUCUUUCUCUAUACGAAAAAUUGUGAAGUAUCCUACUGGAAUUAUCAACUGAAUAAAGUUCUUAUUAAAAGAAAGUAACUCAGGUAAUACACUCUACUGAGAUUUCCUUGUUUUGUAAUCAUGCAUAUUACAUUCUUCUAAUUUUCCUUAGUUAUGUCGUUAUUUACAGUGUUUUGCUCUGGUUUAGUUUUGUGUAGUAUGAACAGCUGCCACAUCAUCUUGUGUAAUAAACAAGUGUCUUUAGGUGUCAUACUUGCAUGUGAAAUUAUGUGACAAAUUUCAACAAGAAACAGUUCCGUUCAUGACCAACAUUUUGCCCAAAGGAUCAAUUUAGAUAACUUCUGAUUUUCUUCUAUAACCGUCCUAAUGCUGCUUUUUCCUGGAUGCCAUUUUGGCAUUCAAGAGAUUGUGAGCAUUAGAUCAUUAGUCUUGAUCCUUAAGUCAUAACAUUUUAGUAGCCAGCUACAGGAAAUUCAGUGGUACUCGGAACACCUAACUCGAUAUAUUGUGAUAUUAACGUAUUUUGAAUGCUGGUUGGUUAUUUCUCAAUAUGUGUAAUUUUUUAAUGAAUUGAGUUUCUUAUUGAAGAAUUUUACCUCGCAGGGGAAGCUCCACAGAAAACAAAGAAGCUGUUGUGAAGACGAAAAAAUUUCAAGCUUGGAUUGGGAUCCAUGUGAAGUCAUGUUUAUUUGGAUACUGCAAAACAGAAGUAAGCCAUGCUUGAAGAAUAUGGUGUGGCAGAUGGUCUAAUCUUUCCGAUGUACUCUGUUCUCUUCCCCGUAAACAAAUAAUGGUUAAACAGAUACAAAAAAAUGUAGGUAAAGUAAAGUCCAAGCGUAACAUAGAGGGCUUGCCAUUGAUAAUGAACAUAGUUAAAAUUAAUGCAUUAUUCUCUAUGAUAAAAGUAAUCUAGUUUGCUGAAAAUUGUUCUUUAAUCUAGAUGUGGAAGCACAUUAAUGCAAGAUUUUCUUAUAAAUGAGCAUUGAACGCUAUUAGCUGACAA
Cryptomeria japonica (Japanese cedar) is the source of this 3635-nucleotide messenger RNA. RefSeq names its product probable trehalose-phosphate phosphatase C. The transcript is spliced from 14 exons. Gene Ontology annotation, biological process: trehalose biosynthetic process. Gene Ontology annotation, molecular function: trehalose-phosphatase activity. NCBI's taxonomy places the organism in Eukaryota, Viridiplantae, Streptophyta, Pinopsida, Cupressales, Cupressaceae. Bases 651 to 1862 code for a protein of 403 amino acids. The record is from RefSeq and is a predicted model, not a curated record.